UUUAGUUAAAAACGGGAAUCGAUGAAAACGGUUGGAUUUAUAUUCAUCUGUUUAAUAAAUGUGAAAACCUAAUAAUAUAUAAAAAAAAUGUAAAGGUGUUAACUAUUAAAUGAAAAAAAUAUAGAAAACGUCGGAUAAAAUCAUAUUUAAAUACCCAAAAUCAUUACCAUUGAUUCGGAAAAAAGUGCAAUCACGCAAGCUUUUAAACACUAUAUCUCAUCGUCCGCGUUCGAAAAAUCAAUAUAUCUGGUUCUCAAAACUGCAUGAACAAUGAAAUAAAAUAAGAAAGUAGUACUUAAAAACACUACAGUUGCAAGAAAAAUAUCUACAUCCUGAUUGGAAUACACAAAUAGCAUCUUCAAAGAUUUUUAGGUCAACAUACUGUCGUGUUACUAAUUUCGCACGAAAAAUCAAUAACAAAAUUCAACAUAACCUCGUCAGCUUAUGAAUAGCUGGAAGUUUUGAAAUGUUUUGGGUGGACAUUCAGUGUUAAAAUUGGUUAACGAUAAAAAGACUACGAGCUCUAUAAGCACGUCCGAAAAAAACUACUGCUGUCUUUUAAUAAAAUACUGCAUUAUACAUUUUUUCAAAGACUAUAUUGUAUUCCUCAGUAGUAGUCAAAAUGAUCGGACGUGUUGGCAGUUCUUCACCUUCAUCAUCAGUAAUAUGUGAGGAAGUCUUUGAUGACGGAUAUCAGCCAUCUUUUGAAGAAAUAAAUGACUAUGCGACGAAACUUGGCAUUGAUCCAAUAAAGGAACCUCAUUUGCUCUACUUGGCGAGGGAAGGUUUAAUGCAGGCCUUACCAUCAAAUUGGAAAAUUUGCUACUCCGAAGAACAGGACGCCCACUACUAUUACAAUAUCAAGACCAAAAACUCUCAAUGGGAUCAUCCUUUGGAUGCUGAAUAUCGUGAACUGGCGGAACAAGCCAGACAAAAGCAAUUUUCAUCAGCAAUAACUCCAGUGAUUGAUAACUCUGACGAUGCUUCACAAUUGGAUUCAGGUAUUCGUAGUCUUCAAGGUAACGAAGACAUGGAUUCAAACAAUACAAACGAUAUUUCUUCGCCAGUAAAUAACAGCGCUAAAUGUAGUUCAUCUAACGGCACUUUAAGUUUCACAGGAACUAGUGGAUUUAGUGGUGGGGUUAAUCGUUUUUUAGAAUCUCGAACUAAAUGUUUUCCUGUAGCAUCGAACUUUCCAACCAUAAAGAUGUCGCGGUUCGAGGUAACAAAGACAAAUCCACAGAUUGGGCUAUCUAUGAAAUUUAACAAUAUUGAUUUACAACAGAGCAUAGAGCAUUACCCUUCGACUCCGAAUGGGGAAGGACCAGAAGUUAAGAAAGGAUUUACCAUAUCCGGCACAGGUGCUAUGUUUUUAAAAUCAAAUUUAAGACAAAAUAUGGAUUUGCAAAACUUGGGUGAUUCAAAAGAAAAAAAUAGUGCUUUAGGGUUAUUUGCUGAUAUAGUUAAUACUGGAGUUAAAGGCAUACUAAGAGACUCAAGUCUCACGGACAUGCGGCGAAAAGGUGAUAGUUUAGAAAAUGAUUUUGGAGAGGAUAAAAAAAGUGUUCGUUUUAAUCUUGAAGAUAUGAAAUCUAAAUCCAAUUUGUCUCCGGAAGAAGAUCCUAGCAGCUCCAAAAGGCUUACUCAGAGUCCUGAAGUGUCAGUUAUCUCAGAUGAUGAAUAUAAUUGGGAAAACAAUGAUGAAAAUGAAGAAGAUUUUGAUGAAGUUCGGAAGCACGUUAAAGAUGUAAAUGUUACUUCAGUUUCAAAGUCACCAAUAGUGCCAAUGUUAAAAACUCAGAGUUUGUCCUUGGAUUUAAUCGAUAAAGAAAGGAGCCGUUUAAGUGAUGCGACUCGCUCUUUGAGUGCUGAAAGCCAACCAUCUUCAACUGUGUCUUAUUUGGAUAAGUUAAAAGAAACCACACUUGUAAAACCACUAUACGAAGACACAGAUUCAGACUCAAAAGCUAGUUCAGUACGAAGCUUUGUCAAUAAGUCAGAACAAGAACUUGAAAGUAUUCCAUUUGACCUUGAUGAGCUUGAUAAAAAAAAUGAACGUGAUGUUGAAAAAUUAGAACAUAAAAUGAAAGAGGCAGUUAUUCAGAAGAUAACACAAUUUCCUAUUAUAUCUGAAAUCGAUUCCAGUCUUGUAAAUGUGUCUAAGCAAAUUGACAAAGAAGUUGAAAGUGAAAUUCAGAAAUAUCGUCAGCAAAGAGAGGCAGAUAUGACGGAAAUACUUCGAAAAGAAAAAGAACGCUUGGACGCAAAACUUGAACAAGAUAUUGAAGGUAUAAAAAAAGAUCACGAGUCAAAGUUAAAGAGCCUUCGACACGAACACGAUUUGAGACUGACAUCAGUACGGCAUCAGUUAGAAGAAGACUCUGAUAAACAAUUUGAAGAUUAUCGAUCCAAAAUGGAAGAAGAUUUGGCAGCUAAACGAAAAGCAGUAGUUGAUGAACAUAAGUUACACAUGAGCACACUUCAACAAAAUCAUUUAGAAAUUCUUCAAGAUCUUGAAAGAGACUUGAAGAGUGAAGAGGAAAUUUUAAAGAAGGAAUAUUCCACUAAGCUUUCAGAAAUGCAUGAUAAAUUGACCCAUGAAAUAGAAACAGAAAGACAACGAAUGCGUGAUACUGGCGAAGACCGCCUCUAUGAAAAAGUUCGUUGUGAAAAACGUUUGCUCGAAGACAAAUACCGUUGUUUGAAGGAAAAAUAUGUGAGACUGAAAACAGAUGUUAAGUUAUCGUUAGAACGUCGUAAUCGUCGACGUGAACAGCAAGCAGCCCUCAAUCAACAAAGUAUUAACAAUACAACUACAGGUUCAGAAACCGAGCGAUCUUUAUCUAAUAAGCCUUCAAUUGGAAACAGUGAGAACCGUAGUCUAUCAAUAUCGGCUUGUGGUGUAAAGCCACCCGUACCUCCUAAAACUCAUCUUCAAAAUGUAAGAGAACAUCCCUUACGGGAAAAUUCAGCAGAACGUCAACAAACUCGAAAACCUGGAAUUACCUCAAAGUAUAUUAAGCAUCUACAGAUUCAUGAUGACACUACAUCCAUAAGCCAAUCUGAUACAACUAUUUCUAACAACUAUCCAAAAGGUCGGUAUCUACCAGCCCCUAUUAUGAGUGACAACGGUAAUUCGGAUUCGGAAGCGCUUCAAAUCAACCAGGAGAAUAAUAAUAACACACGUGGAGCUGGUAAUCAGCGAAGGAAACUCUUCUCUCGCAUGAAGUCUGCUUCAACUUCACGACUCAACUCAGAUAAUUUUAAAGGAGAUAGGCCAUGUACACCAGUGGAAAAUUUACGUCAUCAGCUUCAAAAAUUAGAAGAUCUUGAAGAUCAAUUUCCUGAAAACACUUUAGACGCGACUUAUCACCUUCGCUAUCCAUUCUCAGAUGUUUCUAAUGAACAUGCUGGAACAACCUCAGCUGAACUGGAAUUUUUUAAGCACCGUAUUCACAUGGAACGAGACUCGGUACGUCGUGCCAAGGAAUCUCUUCGCACUCAAAGAACAAAUUUCAGGGCUCGUCAGAGGGAAAUUAAACAGCACCAUAAAACCAACGCUACAAGACAUUCGCUUGACCAGUUGAUUCAGGAGGAAAAGGAAUUAACUGAAAUGGAAGUUAACCUUCAUCGAACAAGAGCACUUUUAGGCGAGAAAGUCAUCCGGUUAAGACAUUUAGAACAAUCAUUACAAAGAAUUUUUGAAAAAGAGAAACCAAUGGAUUGUCUAACAGUAGAAAAUAAAGAUGAUGCUACCUUAAGUGAUCUCUCUUCGCAUUCGAGUUCGGGAUUCAGCAGUACCGAUUUUGCUAGUGAUACGCACAAUUUAAACCGUCGUAAGGAUAUGUUUCAUCAAGAAUCUUCUGAAUGCAUUCAAAAUUUAGAAAUAUUGAACGUAGAAAUUAGAGAAAUAUUGGACAUUCUCAGCAAGCAGCAGGGGCAUGGUCCAUCAGUUCCUUUUGGUAGCCCUCAAAAUGAUUAUAACUGGGCCAAUCUUCUUUCGGCACCGAGUGCUGUUCCGGUGACUCCAAACGGCUCAAUCCUCGUUCAAGCGCCUCAAUCAAUUCCAACUCUAGCCGAUCGUUUGGAGACCUACCGUCAACUAGCGACUGGUCGAAUGGGAGGAGCUAUUCUAGCCGCCAACACUAUUGUAUCACAGAGUCCAAGGGCGGUCAAUUAUACAACAAGUCUUGUAGAACGUACUCGAGACUUACGUAACUGGUUGCGGCAAGCUAAAAAUGAACAUGAAAUUCUUACUGGAGUAGCCCCUUCAUCUCUGGGAACGGCUUCCACAGCAUCUGCAGCUCCAGCUGCUGGACAUCCAAUUGCAGGACGACAUCCGCACACAAAUCUCUAAUUAGGAACGUUGUUUUGUUGCUUUACAAAUAAAGCAGCAACAAAAUAGGAGACAUUCUUUGAAGAAAACCUUUGUGAGUGGUAUGUGUGGUGCCAAAUUUGUAUAUUAUUUUCUCAAAAUAAGUAUAUCCUUCUUAUGGAAAUUGUACUAAGUACCUACUACUUUCUACUAUUGUUUUUAUACACUGCAGCUAAAACUUCUUUUUUGAAAUGUGAAAAACGUGAAACGAAAAACUGUAUUCGCUUGAAUUUCAUUUAAAAAAAUUCACUUUAAUUACUACGAAAAUAAAGCAAAAAUUAACUUUUAUUUAUUAAAAUAAAAUAUUUCAAAUCAGAAAAUAUUCUUGGCCUAAUAUGAUAUUCUAAUAUUCUUUUCAAGGAAAGAUUUAUUAAAAAAAAAACUGUUUAAAAUUUUAAAUAAAAACAUUGAUUAAUACAUUGUUUUCAAGUAAAAAUAAAAAAUAUUAAAAAUUAAAUAAAUGUAUGAAAACGUAAGUUUACAAAAAUAUGUGUAGAUAUAGGUAAUCACUUCACAAUACUUGGAUUCUUAAGUGUUUAAUUUGAAAAUACAAGCCGUAACAAUUAGAACUGAUAAGAUACAAUCUAAUACUAACUUAUCUACUUACUCAGAUAGUUUAAAAGCUGAAAGCAAAUUUUUAAUUGAAAGUGAAGUGCUUUAUUUAAUUUUUUGUAUUAGUUAAUUAAUUACAAAACCUUACUUUUCGUACUAAAAUUUUACAAAAAUUACUAUUAAUUGCGCUUCUAGAGUUAGCUAACAUGUAUUAUAAUUUUCAAAAGUUUUUUUUUUGUAAUUUAAUAGUGGUACCGUAAAUUUUCUUCUAAAUAUUAUAGUUAUAAAACUCUAUAACCCAUCGUGCAUUAAACAUAAAAUAAGAAGAGAUUAUAAAUCUAUAUCAACCAAAACUUUUGGUUCCAUUCAGAAUUUCUAUUAUUGUUAAAAGAAGUUCAAAGAAUCAUUUGAGACAACAUUAAAAACGUUUUAGAAAUGCUUUCCAAUUGCUUGAAAAAUUGUUCAGUAGCAUUGCAGAAAUGUUUCUGAUUCGUUGUUAUUCGGUGUGAUUGUUUAGGGAAACAUUUCUUAAAUGUUUUUUUUUUGUUUAACAAAUGUGUAUCCAAUUUUGUGCAAGAAAAUAAACUAUUAUUGUUUGUAUUUUUAAACUUUUUUCGUUUCAUAAGUUUUGAUAAAAUGGAUAACUUCUUCGAUACUCUACAUUUUUCGCGACAUUUUUUAUUCAUUUUAAUAACCAUCCACGCUCUUUUGCAGUACAUAUGAAUAUUAUUAUGAAACAAUUAGUUUCCCAUUUCCCAUUCGGAAUGGGAAACAGCGAAACAUUUUAUAAACAUUUCAAAUGUUUCGCGCGUGUCCAAACCAAAGAAAAUAUUAUUAUAUAAUAUUUCAAAAAUGUUUAUUUGGUGUGGACACACCUUAAAAGGGCGGCAACAUUUUAUUUAUCUUUUUCCAUCUUUAUUAGCAAAAAAGUCUUUUCGUUAAAUGGGCAUUUUGUUGGUAUCAAAUUAUUUCUUAUUGUCUUAUUUGUGCUAUUUUGUUUGCAUUUAUUUCAUUUGUAUAUACAAAUUAUAAAUAUUUCAGUUUAUUUAAGCAAUAUCAACUCCUUCUGUGAAGGAAUGUUUGGUUUAAAACAUAUUGUUCGGUAUAAUUAUAUUUACUUACAGAAUUAAAUACUUAAAUGAGAAAUAGAAAAACCUUAUCUUUUAAACAUGUUAUGUUGUGAUAUAGAAUCUUAAAAUUAUUUUUAGAAAUGUUAUAUAAAAUAAAAUAGAGUUGUUAUAUUUUUAAAAUUAAAUUUCUGACUAAAUUAAAUAUAUAAAUUGUGCGAUAGUCACAUAAACGUAUCAAAACCUAAAUAUAUUAUAGAUCAUAGAAAUGAAUUGUAUUAUUGAAUAAAUUAUUUGAUUUAAUCUAAUAUGGAUAUGAAUAUAAUAAUGGUGUAUUUGAUAAUUAAAGAACAACAUUAGUAAAAUAUAAGCUAGCGACCUAAGAUAAUCUAUGAAUAGUGCUUAUAAAUACUUUUUUACAUAAAGAGGAAACGUUUAGUACUUUCACAGUCAAAACAAAAUAUUUUUAAAAUAUAUAUAUUUCACAGGCAACACAAAAUAUUUUUAAAACGAAAAAUCGCAAAUUGUGUUUAACUAAAAGUAUAGCUAUGCAGAUAACCUAAUUAUGUAUAUGCUUUGGCAAAAAUUGCAUUCAUGUACAUGCAGUUAAAAAUGUUGUUGAUAAUACUUUUUCAAAAAAUAUGCUUAAAGCUACCACUGGCUUAUUGUGUGAUCUAAGACCUACACAUGUCAUGUGCAAAAUAUUCGUAUAAAAUGUUUUAAUUUAAACACUAUUCAUAGACGAUGCUUAGUUAAGGUUUUACAGAGCUACAGCUUAGAAUAAAAUAGAUAAUUAAGUAAGAGAAUAGACGCAUUAAUUUUAGCAUCAUUGCAAAAUAAUCUAUUUAACUUUCAAAAACUUAUCGAAAUACAUAUGUCAUUUUCAAUGAAAA
This is a messenger RNA of Eupeodes corollae, 6887 nucleotides long. It is a transcript of the gene Cep164, whose product is annotated as myosin-9. The transcript has 4 exons. Bases 623 to 4357 code for a protein of 1244 amino acids. NCBI's taxonomy places the organism in Eukaryota, Metazoa, Arthropoda, Insecta, Diptera, Syrphidae. Gene Ontology annotation, molecular function: protein binding. The record is from RefSeq and is a predicted model, not a curated record.